Molecule: messenger RNA, 228 nt
Organism: Penicillium manginii
Lineage: Eukaryota; Fungi; Ascomycota; Eurotiomycetes; Eurotiales; Aspergillaceae
Product: succinate dehydrogenase assembly factor 1
Exons: 2
Coding region: 1-228 (75 amino acids)
Biological process (GO): mitochondrial respiratory chain complex II assembly
Cellular component (GO): mitochondrion
Source: RefSeq, a predicted model, not a curated record
AUGGCCCGGCUCUCCGGUCUCCAACGGGAGGUUCUUUCUCUGUACCGAUCAUGUCUGCGUGAGAUCCGCAACAAGCCCGCUGUGGGUGUCGUCCUUCGGUUCAGUGCGGAAUUCCAAAAACAUCUCUCGGUGAAUAAGAAGGACUUUAGUACGGUCGAAUAUCUCUUGCGCAAAGGCCACCGCCAGCUGGAGAUGUACGCUUCCCCGGGAAUUCGUAACAUCAGCUAA